UACGGCGUCGAACUCGGCCAUUUCCUCCCCGGCGCCGUGGAAAGCUUUUUCGAGAAGGUUUAUCCUCUUCCAUCCCAUGCAUUUAUGCACCCCGAGACGACCAGGGAGCGCUGUCGAGAGGGGAGGAUUGACUCAGCCCUGGCACACGCCAUCUGUGCUUUGGCGACCCUUCACUGUGGUUCGGAUCUUCAGACUCGCGACAGAGCCACGUCUUGGGUUCAGACGGCGGAGCAAAAGAUAUGGCAGCACCUCGAGAACCCUACCAUACCUCGUUUACAGGCCCUGCUGCUCGUGAUCAAUUAUCAGAUGGAGACCGGAAAAUUCCAGAGAGCUUUCAUGCUUACGGCUACCGCGGCUAGAUUUGCGGCUGCCAUGCGACUCAACCACGAAAGACCUGAUCUCGACUUUGUUGCCCAAGAGAUACGCCGUCGGAUCAUGUGGUCGCUGAAGAUCACUGAGAGGUACUUCUCCGUUGGGUUACCCGAGUUUGAGGCAUGCCCCAUCGAGACGAUAUACCUGCAAUACCCCUCCUCUGAGAAUGAGUUCAGUAAUGAUAAUGGAAACUCGGGCGAUGGAAGUUGCUAUAGACUCUACGUGAGGCUAGAGAUAACUCGGAGGGACAUCAUGAAGUUGACAAGAGGGGUGACUCUCUGCGACCAACCUUUCCUGCCUUUGGCGAAACUCAUUGGCGACUUUGAAAGUGACUUGGGCGAAAUUGGGUCGUUUAUGCCAGACGGAACAGACUUUUCCUUCGGCAACAUCGAAGCUCUCGACGGCGAUCGGUGGCUAAGGAGGCGGCUGUUCAUGCACAUCUCAUUCCACCAGGCACAUUGCGACUUGUACCGAAUCUUACUUUCAGGAUACCCAGAAGCAGCACCUCGCGUGGUUCUCGAAGCGGUUGAUAUAGACUACAUCACCGCAGCAGAACAAAAUUGCCUCAAACAUGCCACCGCCAUCAUUCGGAUAUUGACGGGCCUCAAUCAGCACAGCACGGCUCAUCUGCUCCUCGAAUUCGACACAGCUAUUUGCGCUUACCACGCCACAAGGCUCCUACUAUUCAUAGCACGAUCGCAAAGAACGCCGGGUUGUCCCUCGCCAGAGUUUGCCUUGAGCCGCGCGGCACUAUGUCUGGCUGCACUUCAACGCUUCUUCCCUUCUUCUGCACUGGUCAAGCCCAUCAUCGAUGAUAUGGAGCGACUUUCCCGAGGGCAUGCACCACAAGAAGCCGGAAUUGGCGGACUUUCUUCACCUGAACAAAGACUGGCCAUUCACAGUCUGCUGAGACAAGCCGACUUUACCGACGAGGACGACGGAGAC
Messenger RNA from Colletotrichum godetiae, 1317 nucleotides. RefSeq lists its product as uncharacterized. Gene Ontology annotation, molecular function: zinc ion binding; DNA binding. The record is from RefSeq and is a predicted model, not a curated record. Gene Ontology annotation, biological process: DNA-templated transcription. The annotation marks the transcript as partial. Gene Ontology annotation, cellular component: nucleus. Lineage: Eukaryota; Fungi; Ascomycota; Sordariomycetes; Glomerellales; Glomerellaceae. The transcript is spliced from 2 exons.